Plenodomus lingam JN3 is the source of this 1644-nucleotide messenger RNA. The record is from RefSeq and is a predicted model, not a curated record. NCBI's taxonomy places the organism in Eukaryota, Fungi, Ascomycota, Dothideomycetes, Pleosporales, Leptosphaeriaceae.
AUGGUACCUAAUCCAGAUCACGACGGGAUUCAAAUGCGGCCACAGCGUCUGAGCACUCCAACUUCGGAUGAUGUUGCACUUCAGCAGGAUACGCAUCAGCGUAGUGCUGAGUUGCCUGAUAGUGACGAUGAUGAUGGUGCAGACUUCUCCAUGCGCAGAAGGAGUGUCGGCGAGUACAUGUUGCCCAAUAUGCUUGACUUGUCUCUGCGAGUACUGUACCAGCAUACAUCAGAUGGAGGAGUCCCACGACCGCCCACUCCACCAUGUCAAGAAGAUGAAGAGUGUCGUCCGCGAGACCACGGCAAUGAUACGUCUCAUCCAUACGAAUCAUUGUCAGUGGGAACGCCGCGUCGACCUGGGAAUGUCCAUCUUCAGCCGAGGUAUGCAUCAGGCUCUAUUCUUGCGCCUAGUGCAACCCAGAAUCAAAUUGAUGAUGCUGACCUGUCUGCACGAUUACCUUCUGUUGUCGAGCCAGAGUUGCAAAGCGAGACUGGUCCGUCCCAGGCAGUCCAAUCACAACCAGAUAAAUCUCACGAAGCACUUGUCCAGAACCGUUCGACAUAUGAUGUGGUCGGCCGUCCUGACAAGCCAGUUGGGCCCAGGAAAACAAAGCUCAAGGCACACAUGUCCAUUGAAGAGGAGACUUUGGUCAAGCAAGAAAUCUACCGACAGAAGGGCGAACGGAAGAGGCAACAAAUCCAAGAGAGGCAAAAGCAGAAAGCGGAAGCCAUGGCUGCAGAAGCUCUUUCCGAAGAAGACCGGACCGAUGUAGCAGAGUCGACGUCAACGUCAGAUGACGAGCAGCAGGAGAAUCUUGGGGUGCAGAGUACCUUUGAAGAUUGUCCGCUUCCGACACGGACACCUUAUCGGUGGGAAGGAGGCGGCAUGCUCAUGUAUUCCUCCAGAGCUGGAACUUCCCUAGGUGGCUACAGAUCGCAGGCUCCACUCCAAGACGGCACCGCAGUGUCCUCGUACUACGAUACCCAACACGACCACCACUAUCCCAGCGCCCACGUCCCCAAUACCACCCAUCAAAGAACCCCCUACAUCUGCGCCUUCCCCCUCUUCACCCCCACUCCCCCUCUGGCACCCACCCACCAGCCUUUGUACGCAAACCCCACCCCCCCACAUCACCACCCAUACUUCAACCUCGCCGCAGAACCCAUCCCAACCGACUACCCAGACUACAAACACGACAUCACCCUCUACGCCCUCAAUCCCGCACACAACUUCCCCUACGCCCAAUCCUUCCUCGACGCCCUCCUCUCCACCACCCUAAAAGCGUAUAAAUGGCACGCCCACUCCUCGCGCGGCUUCAUCCAACACGGCACCCACCUCUCCCUGCUCGUCUUGCACAACGCUGCAAACCCUUUUUCAGACGCCACAGUUUCCCCUUUCUCUUCCCCAUUCAGUCCCACAACUCCACCACCAACAACAACAACAACCAUAGGCGUCUACGGCCGCUACUGGUACACACACCAGGAUAUCCACUGGAUCACACUCUCGCCAUCAAUCCCGCACAUUCUCCACCUCGCACAAUCAUCUGGCCUCCUAGCCCACGCACACACUUGGUCGUGUAGCGACACGCACCCCGCCCGCCGCCGGUUUCACCGCGCGUAUUGGCUUGCAGCGCGGGGAUAUUGA